AUGGGCAGAGUCUAUGCCAUGACCAGAGUAGAGGCCACAGGUUUAGGUAACCUUUUGGGUCUGUCGGUGCGCGAGCUGCAGUGUGAGCUUGUUGUGUCUACCCCAGCAUCGGGUUUGGUCAGGACGUCGUCCUUAUGUCCUAGGUGUCCAGUAGAGGUAGAGGGACGCAGGUACAAAAGGUUGUUGUUUCCCGGCUCAGAUGAGUUUGAGUCAGUGUCUCCGCAGGGGGUGGCACGAGAGAUUCAGAGUGGCGCACAGUGCUUCAUAAUCUUCGCUCGUAUGGAGGUGGGAGAGAGAAAGAUAACAUCAAUAAUACCGGUUGUGCAGGAUUUUGAGGAUGUGUUCCCAGAGGAAGUGUCAGGGUUACCUCCCCGCAGAGAGGUAGAGUUCUCGAUCGAUCUAGUGCCGGGGACAUGUCCAGUAUCGAUGGCUCCCUACCGCAUGGCUCCAGCGGAGCUGGCUGAACUUAAGAAACAGAUAGAGGAACUGAUGGCGAAACAGUUUAUCCGACCCAGUACUUCGUCUUGGGGAGCGCCAGUGCUGUUAGUAAAGAAGAAGGAUGGGAGUUCACGACUGUGUUUGGACUACAGAUAG
Vigna unguiculata (cowpea) is the source of this 594-nucleotide messenger RNA. The record is from RefSeq and is a predicted model, not a curated record. Lineage: Eukaryota; Viridiplantae; Streptophyta; Magnoliopsida; Fabales; Fabaceae.